GUUUGUUUGCUUUCAUUCAUCACAGUAUUAAUAGCUUUAUUUACUUUGUGCAUUCAUCUUUCAUUGUUUUUUUACGUGUUUUAAAGAUUGUAAACUUUAAGAUAGAAAGAUACAACUUAAAGUCUAAGCAAUAAUUUUGCCGAAAUGUCUUUGGCAGACGAAUUAUUAGCGGAUUUAGAAGAAAAUGAUGAUGGUGAACUUGAAGCCGCAAUCGAGAGUAAAACUUCAACAAAUGAAGCGUCUCACGAAUUUGCUGUUCCUUAUCCAGUUAUACCCAAAGAGGAAGAAAUAAAAAAUGUUUCCAUUAGAGAAUUAGCGAAGUUAAGAGAUUCUGAUCGGCUGAAAAGAGUAAUAACAGAAAUUGAACAAAAUGUUGGUAACAAUCGAAAUAAAAUUGAAGUGACAGGUUUAAUGGAAUCUGAUCCUGAAUACCAGUUGAUUGUUGAAGCCAACAACAUAGCUGUGGAGAUUGAUGGUGAAAUUGCUAUUAUUCACAGAUUUGUACGUGAUAAAUAUCAAAAACGUUUUCCGGAGCUAGAUUCGUUGAUUGUUACUCCGUUGGAAUACAUUCGGAGUGUGAAGGAACUUGGAAAUGAUCUGGACCAGGCUAAAAAUAAUGAAAUCCUUCAGAGUUUCCUUACACAAGCUACUAUCAUGAUAGUAUCCGUAACAGCAUCUACAACACAAGGAAAACGGUUGAGUGAAAAAGAGUUGCAAGAAAUAUACGAAGCAUGUGACAUGGCUGCCGAGCUGAACAACUACAAGUCAAAAAUAUAUGAAUAUGUUGAAAGUAGAAUGACAUUCAUUGCACCAAAUAUUACAGCUAUAGUCGGUGCGUCCACAGCAGCAAAAAUCCUGGGUGUGGCUGGGGGUCUUUCUAAACUAUCCAAAAUGCCUGCUUGCAAUGUCCUUCCCCUUGGACAACAAAAGAAAACCCUGUCAGGAUUCUCCCAGGCGGCAGCCUUGCCACACACUGGCUUUAUUUAUUUCUCGCAAAUUGUACAAGAUACGCCCCCUGAGCUGAGGUACAAAGCAGCCAAGCUAGUAUCAACUAAACUGACGCUCGCUGCCCGCGUGGACGCCUCUCACUCGAGCACGGACGGCCAUAUUGGAAGACAGCUGCGGGAAGGCAUUGAGAAGAAACUGGACAAAUUACAGGAACCCCCUCCGGUGAAGUUCGUAAAACCACUCCCGAAGCCGAUUGAGCAGAGUCGCAAGAAGCGCGGCGGCAAGCGCGUGCGCAAGAUGAAGGAACGCUACGCCAUGACAGAGUUUAGAAAGAACGCGAACAGGCUUAACUUCGCUGACAUCGAAGAUGACGCAUACCAAGAAGACCUGGGCUAUACUCGCGGUACUAUUGGCAAAUCCAGCACAGGCCGUGUGAGGUUGCCACAAAUCGAUGAGAAGACGAAAGUGCGCAUCAGCAAGACCUUGCAGAAGAAUCUGCAGAAGCAACAGCAGUAUGGGGGCGCUACUAGUAUAAGGAGACAGGUGUCCGGCACGGCGUCUUCUGUGGCCUUCACUCCGUUACAGGGUUUGGAAAUAGUAAAUCCCCAAGCGGCAGAAACUCGCGUCAAUGAAGCUAAUGCCAAAUAUUUCUCCAACACCUCCGGUUUUCUCUCAGUGGGGAAGAAGACCACUUAAUGCUUUGUACCGUCAUGACAGAUUUCAGUAUUUGGAAGAAAUAAGAUUGAUACAGAUAUAAUUUAAAAAUAAAUUUAGUAAUUAAGCA
This is a messenger RNA of Amyelois transitella, 1732 nucleotides long. RefSeq names its product U4/U6 small nuclear ribonucleoprotein Prp31 (gene Prp31). Lineage: Eukaryota; Metazoa; Arthropoda; Insecta; Lepidoptera; Pyralidae. The transcript is spliced from 9 exons. Gene Ontology annotation, cellular component: U4 snRNP; precatalytic spliceosome; U4/U6 x U5 tri-snRNP complex. The record is from RefSeq and is a predicted model, not a curated record. Gene Ontology annotation, biological process: mRNA splicing, via spliceosome; spliceosomal tri-snRNP complex assembly. The coding region runs from base 145 to 1644 and encodes 499 amino acids.